AGGUAGACCUCCUCUCCUGACGUUCACUUGGGAAUUUUUUAGUCAUCUCCUUUCAAAGUUCUUCGUUAAUUCUCGGCUGCAGACAGACAUGGCAGAGGAUAAAACUUUUCGGUACGGACUGAUUGUCCUGGGUUUUUUCUUAGUGAUGAUUGGCAUGUUCAUAAUGAGCGUGGAUAGGCCCCACGUCUAUAUCACGUUUUGUGCCAUGGGAGUUUUCAUGGUGUGUAUCGGGAUAACGUGGAGCAUCUGUCAGUGUUACCCAAAGAUAACCUUUACCCCUGUGGAUUUGGAAACAGUAGCGUUAACAGAGAAGGUUUCAGAGUAUAAAGAUAACCCAACUCCUGAGAAGCAGUGCUCUACGACUCAUUAUACCACCAGCAAGGAAGCAGAGCGUUAUGAAACCUCCUUGCCACCCUAUGAACAAAUUCACAUAAAAGUAGAGGGACCUGCUGAGCCAAAGGGAGAUCAGUCGGUUCCUCCGUUCUUGCAGCCCUUAUUCAAGGAACCAUCGCAGCCGAAACUGCAGGCCAAAGUUGAAAUACACAGGAAUUCAUUGAGCAACGAGGAACUCGGAGAAGGGACCCUAGUUGGGAAUGGAAAUAUAGACUGCCAAAACACAGCACCCCUUGCUUCACUAAAGGAAGAAAUAGAUACAACAUCUUUUGACGGCUCCCGGAGUAGCUUGUCUUUGGAGAUUGGCGACACCGACCCCAACGUGGAAACAUAUAGACAAGAUUGUGCAGAACACUCAGGAAGCCCCUAUUCGGGAGCAGGGAUUGCCCUUAUAGAUGCCCCGGUACCAGCUUGUGAAGGGAUAUAUUUACAUGUGGAGCCGGAAAGUUUUUCUAUUCCAAACCAGGAGAUGAACCCAGCCAAUGGAGGUCAACUCAUGCAGGCCUUGACACCUGAUAAUACACAGGACACGGACGUGGACGACAUGUAUUAUGGACUGAAUGAUGAGCCUGAUCAUUUCGUUAUUGCUGGUCAAUCAGACUUUGAACAGUGACUGUAACUUGAUUUUUUUUCUAUAUAAUGCCAACAUUUUGGACACUGGAUAUUUAUUUUUUUCCCCAAAAAAUGUCAGUCACUCUGUGUCAGCUGUUCGCCUAUGGCUACUAUUAUCCCAGAGAGUUUUGUAGUUUAAAGUGAAGUAAAUAUAUAUAGCAACAAAAACAUAGUAGGCAACUAUGAAGUAUUAAUAAUGAAGACACAAUCUUUUUUUUUGUUUAAUUUACAAUGAACAUUGUUUAAGUGUAACUAUUAACUUGGUCCAUUUAAAGUGUUUAAUGAGACUAUAUGAUGUCAGCACUGCAGACAAGAUAACUGACAUAAAAUAUAUAAACUGUA
This is a messenger RNA of Spea bombifrons (plains spadefoot toad), 1347 nucleotides long. RefSeq names its product barttin CLCNK type accessory subunit beta (gene BSND). The record is from RefSeq and is a predicted model, not a curated record. Gene Ontology annotation, cellular component: basolateral plasma membrane. Gene Ontology annotation, biological process: chloride transport. The transcript is spliced from 4 exons. NCBI's taxonomy places the organism in Eukaryota, Metazoa, Chordata, Amphibia, Anura, Pelobatidae. The coding region runs from base 89 to 1006 and encodes 305 amino acids. Gene Ontology annotation, molecular function: chloride channel regulator activity.